GUAAUACCAGCAAGUAUGAGGACCGUCGUUACAUUGUGCCUUUUGGCUGUACUUUGCACCGUCAACGCCGAUCCAACAUCGGACAUCAUGGAGAUGUUGAAACUUCAGGUGAGAAAUACAAAAUGGGCCGUGGAUAAUGUCAUACAGCAGCUCGGUCAUCUCCGUAUUCAAAUCAAAGAGGACACCCUGAUGGUCCUCAUGAAGAAAUGGGGAGAACAUAUAGAGGUCUACAGAAACUACAUCAACUUGUUAGUUAAGGCAAUGCAUGAUGAAGUAGAAGCUGCUAAGGUAAAGGGCGCUGAUGCACAGAAAUGCUACGAUGUCAAUUUUCAAGGUAUAAGUGACACUUCCGCCACAGCGCACGACGACAGUGCAAAAUGCAAAGACACCGCCGAAACUUCCAUCGAGAACAGUUUUGGAUUUAUCGAUACUCUGACCGAGACCGGAAAUACACUAAUAGGACAGUUGGAUAAUAUAUUUUUGGAGUGCCACCACAGCGACAGUCUUAGAAUGCAGAGCUGUAUCAUCGCCGAGCUAGAAGAAAUUAACAGAGCCACAGAAGCUUUCGAGACCGAUGCCAAUUCCGCCGAGAGGGUCAUUCAACCAAUAUCCAACUAUAUUAUUCUGCAGGCCGACCAAUGUUCGGACGAAAUUUACACGAUAGCGCGUUUUAACAGCGAGGAGUCCAAGUUGUCUUGCAGCAGAUGCGUCGAGAAAGCUUUGAAAGAUGUGGACGCAACUAUUUUUAAAAUUCUGUUGAUUCGAGUAAGAAAUGCGAAAUCGACCGUGGAGAAGACCGUGCGCCAGCUCGAGAAUCUCCGCAGUGAUGUCGUGCAAGAAGUCGACUUGACGGUCACAAAAAAAGUAUGGGAACUUUUGGAGAAGCACAGAGACCACGUCAAUCCAAUACUCGAUUCAAUACGUAGAGAUGUGGAAACCGCCAAGAUAAAGGGCAAAAGAGCGCAACCUUGCUACGACGCUGCUCUCAACCUUAUUAGAAAUGCCGAUCACACAGCGUACAGUAACGCUCAAGAAUGCAAGGAAGCUGCCGAAGCAUCCAUUGAGAGAAAUCUUUGCUUCAUCCACGAUCUUAUCCUGACCGGGCAGAAGCUGAUAACGGAACUGGACAACAUUUUUCCAAAAUGCUACGAAAGCAUCUCAGGAAUCUCGGACAUUCUCAAACUGCGGAGGUGCAUCAUUAAUGAGCUCGGCAUCGUGACGAAUUACAAAGAGGGAGCUUUCGCUCUUUGCUUCAAGAGCAAGUAUUUCCCAGGCGAGUGCGUAGCCACGAGGCGGGGAUCGCCGCUUCUCGUCGGCAUCAAGACGAAGACGAGACUGGCCACCGAUCACGUGCCUAUCCUAUACGGAAAAGACCAUCGCCCGCACGGCAGGAACCCGGAACUUCCGGUAAUGCCACGUAGCGAGAGUACGUCCGAAUUUCAACCCCUUGAGGAUAAGGAAGUCGAAUAUUUCUUCGCUUCUGAUGCGAGUGCCAUAAUUGAGCAUACAAAUCGUGUGAUAUUUCUGGAGGACGAUGAUGUAGCGGCCGUCAAGGAAGGCGCACUCAGCAUUCAUCGUCUUCGUCGUUGCAUGGACGAUCCUCACGCUCGCGAGAUCACAACACUGAAGAUGGAGAUUCAGCAGAUCAUGAAGGGCAAUUACGAUUACUUCAUGCAGAAGGAAAUCUUCGAGCAGCCCGAGUCGGUGGUAAACACUAUGAGAGGACGCUUAAAUUUCCAAGAUAAUUCCGUCACCUUGGGCGGUAUCAAGGAUUACAUUCCAGAAAUUAAGAGAUGCAGGCGACUCAUGCUGAUUGGCUGCGGCACGAGCUACCAUUCUGCUAUAGCGACACGACAGCUUCUCGAGGAAUUGACAGAAUUGCCGGUGAUGGUCGAGCUGGCGUCUGACUUCUUGGAUCGCAACACGCCAGUCUUUAGGGAUGAUGUCUGUUUCUUCAUUUCUCAAUCAGGCGAGACAGCUGACACAUUAAUGGCAUUGCGCUAUUGUAAAAGCCGUGGCGCACUUAUUGUGGGUAUAACUAACACGGUCGGUAGCAGCAUUUGUCGCGAAUCCCAUUGCGGUGUGCACAUUAACGCUGGUCCCGAGAUUGGUGUGGCGAGUACCAAGGCUUAUACAUCGCAAUUCAUUUCGCUCGUGAUGUUUGCGUUGGUAAUGAGCGAGGACAGAAUCUCUCUUCGCGCGAGACGCCUUCAGAUCAUCGAAGGCUUGAAAAACCUGGAUAAUCUCAUUCGCGAAGUACUGAAGCUCGACGAUAAAGUGAAGGAGCUGGCAAAAUCGCUGUUUCAACACAAGUCUUUGCUGAUUAUGGGUCGCGGCUACAAUUUCGCAACGUGUAUGGAAGGUGCACUUAAAGUAAAGGAAUUAACAUACAUGCACAGCGAAGGCAUCAUGGCCGGUGAAUUGAAGCAUGGCCCGUUAGCCCUCGUUGAUGAUUCCAUGCCGGUCAUUAUGAUCGUGAUGAGAGAUCCGGUAUAUGUGAAAUGCAUGAACGCGCUGCAGCAAGUCACCGCGCGAGAUGGCAAACCGAUCGUCAUCUGCGAGGAAGGCGACGAGGAGACGAAAGCAUUCGCCGACAGGGCACUCGAAAUACCUAAAACCGUCGACUGCCUGCAAGGAAUUCUCACCGUCAUUCCCAUGCAGCUGCUCUCCUUCCACAUCGCGGUUUUGCGCGGUUGCAACGUCGAUUGCCCGAGAAACCUGGCAAAGUCGGUCACAGUCGAGUAAGAUCGAACCACGACUGGAUCACGAUUGGAUCAAUUCUUGCCUAUGAGUACACCUUUUCGGAACGUGUUUCGUGACGGCGAUCCCGUCAGCACUGUCAUGAGAUUCUCUCGAUCUCUACGAGGAUCGAUGAAUUCUCGAGAAAGGAAAAAUUAUCAUCGGCGUGAUUUGUGUUCCGCGAUUAAGGCAAGCGGCGUCAGUAUUCCCCGUCUUUUAAAUCUUGUUCAGUUGAUUUAACGCAGUCAUAUUCCACAUGAUUUAGAUUUGACGAUGCCUAAUAAUCAUUUCGAAUGCAAGAAAACUAUGAGAUUACGAGAAGGACUAUAAGACAUUUCCGUUUUUUUUUUAUUGUAAACGAUACGUUCAUCGGUGCUGCAAAGUAUUCGAGAGAUAACGGAUCGCAUUAAGAACAACUCAUUUUUUGCAAUAAGCGUCACAUGAUAAGAGUGAUAGUGAAUGUCCCUCAUCUGUAAAAAUGAUAUAUUUCGUAACAUGUACAAUUCCAUUGCAUUUAUUCGUAUUUUUAUUUGCACAACAUAGCGUCUAUAUAAUCUAAAAACUUAAUCGCACCAAUAAAUUGCUGCUUCUCGUUUGAUGAGAUACAAUGUGAUUUUUGAUCGAUCGAGCUGACGAAGACUGUGUUAGAAAUUUUCAUACGUGUCUGACAAUGAUCACGGAUUUUAUCCGUGAUAUUUCUGGGGAUCAUGCAUUGAUACUGUAUGCGUACGUGAGAUUCGCUGAAAUGACAUCUUUGUACGCAAGAUGCUUUUCAUUCUUUGUACGAAAAACUAUACAUUCAAUUAGUGGUUAUUGUAUCAUACGCAGGUAUAUAGUUAUUAUGGGAUACUAUAUACGUUUUUUUGAUAAAUUUAUCUCGCAUACGAUGCUUUGUAAAAUUAAUCAAAAUAUAUAGGAUAACAAUUUCA
Ooceraea biroi (clonal raider ant) is the source of this 3668-nucleotide messenger RNA. It is a transcript of the gene Gfat2, whose product is annotated as glucosamine-fructose-6-phosphate aminotransferase 2. Gene Ontology annotation, biological process: carbohydrate derivative biosynthetic process; UDP-N-acetylglucosamine metabolic process; protein N-linked glycosylation. Lineage: Eukaryota; Metazoa; Arthropoda; Insecta; Hymenoptera; Formicidae. Gene Ontology annotation, molecular function: carbohydrate derivative binding; L-glutamine:D-fructose-6-phosphate transaminase (isomerizing) activity. The record is from RefSeq and is a predicted model, not a curated record.